UCUCACACACACAAACACACACACACAGACAGUAGAGUUUAACUCAUGGACACAUCAGAGUAGAAAGAGGCAAAGAAGAAUAGAGAAGAGCUGUGUGGACUGAUGAAGUCAGAAAAAGAGGAUUUGAAGCAGAUCUGGGUCACUUUUCUCCUCUGAACAUUUGUGGAUUCCUUUAUUUACUCAGAUUCCAACCAAACCUUCUGUGGAUUACAACUGUGGAUUCUCUCUGAACAUUUAACAUGACUUCAGCUCUUAUGGAGAUGCCACAGGCUGAUUUAAGAUUCAGAAUAACAUUCAGUUUUGAUACUGAAUUUUCAGCCUAAAAGCUCUGUCACGGUCUGGGUUCUUGGAGCCUUGAUUCAGCAUUGUCGACCUUUAGUCUCUUGUUUUUUUCUCUUUCUCUCUCUCUUUGGAUGAUAUAAAACAUGUAUAGACAGCACCAGUGUCUACACAAUCACUGAGAGUGUUUUUUUUAAAGAACGUCUUCAGUGAUAAGCAGCUGUUAUCGUGUUGGAAUGACACACAGUAAAAGCAGAGUGAAUCAUCUGUGUUAUAGAUGAUCAACCGUCACCUGACUGAUGGCAUCUCACUGCAUCACAUAGAGCUGGAUCUGUCAUCACAAAGUCACUACUUCUGAUAACACUGAGGCUGUAACCAUGGCAUCCCGGGGGAAGCAGCAACAAGCGGGUGGGUUAUCAUCCCUCUUCUCUUGUUGCUUCAAAGAAAGUGACCAACCAGAGAUAACCUACUGCCACGAUAACAUCACCACUAUGACUGUACUGGAGCCCACCCUGCCCAUGCCCCCCCUUCAAGAGCUGGACUCUAUGUUCACUGAGCUGGUGGAUGAACUGGACCUUACAGAGGAGCACAGAGGAGCCAUGUUUGCUUUGCCAGCAGAGAAGAAAUGGCACAUUUACUGUAGUAAGAAAAUGGAAGCAGAGGAGAAUAAAGAUGCAACCAGCUGGCCAGAGUUUUAUAUUGACCGGCUCAGAUCCAUUGCUGCUAGGAAGACUCUGCUGGCGCUGGAGGAUGAGGAAGAAGAGGAAAGACAUAAGAUCGUAGAAGGUCUGAAGACCGCUCUGAGGACACAGCCCAUGAGCUUUGUAACGCGCUUCAUUGAGCUGGACGGUCUGUCCUGUGUCCUCAAUUUCCUCAAGUCAAUGGACUAUGAGACAACAGAGUCUCAGAUCCACACCUCACUCAUUGGCUGCAUCAAAGCACUGAUGAACAACUCACAGGGCAGAGCUCAUGUCCUGGGACACUGCGAGAGCAUCAACAUCAUCGCACAAAGUCUGGCCACCGAAAACAUCAAAACCAAGGUAGCAGUGUUAGAGAUCCUGGGAGCAGUGUGUUUGGUGCCAGGAGGUCAUAAGAAAGUUCUGGAGGCCAUGUUGCACUACCAGACGUUUUCCUCAGAGAGAACACGCUUUCAGAACCUGCUGACAGACUUGGAUAGAUCUACAGGUCGCUACAGAGAUGAAGUUAAUCUGAAGACGGCCAUCAUGUCCUUCAUCAAUGCUGUGCUCAGCCAAGGAGCCGGAGAGAUCAGUCUGGAGUUCCGUAUCCAUUUACGCUAUGAGUUCCUGAUGUUGGGCAUUCAGCCGGUCAUUGACAAACUCCACUCCCAUGAGAAUUCUACCCUGGAUAGACAUCUGGACUUUUUUGAGAUGUUGAGAAAUGAUGAUGAACUCCUGCUGUCCAAACGCUUUGAUGCAGUUCAUAUAGAAACUAAAAGUGCGAGUCAGAUGUUUGAGCUGAUCAAGAAGAAGCUGAGUCACACUGAAGCUUACCCUCACCUCCUGUCUGCACUGCAGCACUGUCUCAUGAUGCCAUACAAGCAGAGCAGCACCACCCUUCAGUACUGGGUGUUGUUGGAUCGAAUAGUCCAGCAGCUGGUUCUACAGACAGACAAAGGUGAAAACCCGGAUGUUGCUCCACUGGAGGACUUCAAUGUGAAGAACAUUGUCCGCAUGCUGGUCAAAGAAAACGAGGUCAAACAAUGGAAAGAACAAGCAGACAAAAUGAGAAAAGAACAUCAGAAUUUACAGCAGCGCUAUGAAAAGAAAGAGAGGGAGUGUGAGGCCAAGAAUAAGGAGAAAGAAGACAUGAUGGCCAUGCUGAACAAGAUGAAAGACAAACUGGAGCGAGAAAGCAAUGACCACAAGCAAGCUAAACAACAAGUGGCAGAACUGUCUGCUCGGCUGCAGCAGCUCAGCUCUAACUCCAGUGUUCCAGGUGGACCUCCGAUGACAUCUGGUGGAGUAGUACCUCUUGCUCCUGUCAAUUCUGUCUCUCCUCACCCUCCUCCUCCUCCUCCACCUCCACCUCCACCUCCUCCUCCAGGCGGCCCACCAGGUUUCGACAUGGCUCCAUUUGCUCCACCUCCUCCUCCAGGAGCUCCAUUAGGAGCUUCCCCCCAGAAGAAGAAGAAUAUUCCUCAGCCAUCAAAUCCACUGAAGUCAUUUAACUGGAGCAAACUACCUGAGAACAAGUUAGAAGGAACCAUAUGGAAAGAGAUUGAUGAUCUUAAGGUAUUCCAAGUUCUGGAUCUUGAUGACUUCCAGAGGACCUUCUCAGCUUACCAGAAGCCACAAAAAGAGGCUGAGGAUGACCAUGCUGCUGUUAAGAAAGUCAAGGAACUGUCAGUUAUUGAUGGUCGCCGAGCACAGAAUUGUAACAUUCUGCUCUCACGACUGAAGCUGACCAACGAGGAGAUCCGCCAUGCCAUCAUGACCAUGGAUGAACAGGAAGACUUACCUAAAGACAUGCUGGAGCAGCUUCUGAAGUUUGUUCCUGAGAAAAGUGACAUUGAGCUGUUAGAGGAACACAAGCAUGAGCUGGAGCGUAUGGCCAAAGCAGACCGCUUCCUGUAUGAGAUGAGCAGAAUCAAUCACUAUCAACAGAGACUGCUAUCUCUGUACUUCAAAAAGAAGUUUGCAGAUAGAGUGGCCGAGGUCAAACCUAAAAUCAAAGCUCUGUCUCUUGCAUCCAUGGAGGUGGUGCAGAGCAACACACUGCGUCAGCUCCUGGAGGUGGUUCUGGCCUUUGGGAACUACAUGAACAAAGGACAGCGAGGGAAUGCCUACGGGUUCAAAGUCUCAAGUCUCAACAAGAUAGCUGACACCAAGUCAAGCAUUGACAAAAAUGUCACUUUACUCCACUACAUGAUCAGAGUAUUGGAGAAGAAGUUCCCAAAGGUGGCAGCCUUCAGUGAAGAGUUACAGAAUGUUCCAGAAGCUUCGAGAGUCAAUAUGACAGAGUUGGAGAAGGACAUUGGCAAUCUGAGAAGUGGUCUAAAGAGUGUUGAGGCGGAGCUGCAGUACCAGCGGGCUCAGUCCUCUCAGGGUCCUUCUGAUAAAUUUGUCCCUGUGGUCAGUCAGUUCAUCACUGUGGCCUCCUUCAGCUUCUCCGAGGUAGAGGAGUCACUCAGUGAAGGCAAAGAACUGUUUGCAACGGUGAUGAAACAUUUUGGAGAAGACCCAUCCAAGCUGCAGCCCGACGAGUUCUUUGGGAUCUUCGACACUUUCCUCACUGCCUUCUCAGAGGCCCAACAGGACAACGAGAACAUGGCCAGGCGCAAGGAGGAAGAGGAAAAACGGGUACUCAUAGAAGCACAGAUGAAGAAAGACAGGGAGCAGAAGGUGAGGAAAGCCAAAGAGAAUGAAGAUGGUGAAGGGGGCGGUGAGUUUGAUGACUUGGUGUCUGCUCUGCGUUCUGGAGAGGUGUUCGAUAAGGAUCUUUCCAAAAUGAAUCGAAGAAAACAGAGGAGACAAAACAUGUUCGACAACAGCCGGGAGAGACCAGCAUCAAAACUAAACUAGUGACAGAACAAUGUGGACAACAGCACCUAACUAGGACUGUUACAACCCUGUGAAACACAUGAACCUGUCAGUAGCACAGUGGUGGGGAAGGUUGUUGGAUGCACAGAAUACCAGAAACUCACAGGCAUGAACUGCAUGAGAUCUGACUUACAGAUCUCAACAAAUACGACAAAAGUCUACAAAGUGUAGGGCCCCAUUUCAACGAUGUAUAGCGCAC
This is a messenger RNA of Scomber scombrus (Atlantic mackerel), 4038 nucleotides long. It is a transcript of the gene daam1a, whose product is annotated as dishevelled associated activator of morphogenesis 1a. Gene Ontology annotation, biological process: actin cytoskeleton organization. Gene Ontology annotation, cellular component: stress fiber. The record is from RefSeq and is a predicted model, not a curated record. Gene Ontology annotation, molecular function: small GTPase binding; actin binding. The transcript is spliced from 26 exons. The coding region runs from base 657 to 3821 and encodes 1054 amino acids. NCBI's taxonomy places the organism in Eukaryota, Metazoa, Chordata, Actinopteri, Scombriformes, Scombridae.